This is a messenger RNA of Syngnathus acus (greater pipefish), 3821 nucleotides long. It is a transcript of the gene npas4l, whose product is annotated as neuronal PAS domain protein 4 like. Gene Ontology annotation, molecular function: protein dimerization activity; DNA-binding transcription factor activity, RNA polymerase II-specific; RNA polymerase II transcription regulatory region sequence-specific DNA binding. The transcript is spliced from 8 exons. The record is from RefSeq and is a predicted model, not a curated record. NCBI's taxonomy places the organism in Eukaryota, Metazoa, Chordata, Actinopteri, Syngnathiformes, Syngnathidae. Bases 930 to 3092 code for a protein of 720 amino acids. Gene Ontology annotation, biological process: regulation of transcription by RNA polymerase II.
UUGGGGAGUUCUCCACUAAAUAUAACCCUCUUGUGCGGCUUGCCAUCGUCACAACAAGUAACACUAUCCCAUUUUCCCUCCCCCUUUGGAUGACAGAUUUCGGAUUUGAGCCUAUAAAAAAAGACACAAACGGGUGGCUAGGAGCACACCUUAUCUGAACGGUAAUCAGAAUAUCCACAAUAAUAAAUUUCAAAUUCAAUCUUUGAUAUUUUCAUGCAUUGAUUUAAUGAAGACUUGUCUGUUAAAAGUGAAAUGUUUUUAUUUCCUCAGGUGGCAAUUUCAUGUAAGAAAAAAAACAUCUUUGGCAGCCUGCUCAAUUAAUAUUCAUCUAUUUAAGGAAUACGGGACAAUGUAAAGCACAUAAAAUAGCCUUUAUUAGUUUUCCUUGUCUUCAGAUAAUUACAGUGCAUCCUCAAGCUCACUGUCUUUAAUUCUAGAAUUAUUCGCCUCUUUAUUGUUAGCAACCGGAUUUAAAAAUAAUUACCAUGUUCUCCUUUUGUGAAUGUCCUUGUGAUGUUGGGUGCCCUUUCUCAUUGUAGCCCAGCCUCCACUUUGAGUGUGACGCCCCCACACUGAAGCCCCUGGCAGCUAUAAAAAGGCUCAGGACAGAUAAUGAUCACACACACACACACACACACACACGCGCCCCAAGUCCACUGAGAGUCCUCAUCCUCCACUGCAGACCCGACAGUUUCUCAUCACAUCAGUUUCCAUAGGAACCAUUCAUGUUCAAAGUCUACUUUUAUACGGAGGGAAAAGAAACCCGUGCACUCUCCCUAAGCUCGAUUCUUUUCAAGAGUGUGUUAGUUUAGGCCAUCGGUGCUCUUCUCUUUUUGACACAAGCCAAUGAUGAACGCAGACAUCAUUUUUGGGAUGCGAGUGAGGCACUGGUGAGUUUGUCGGUUUUAGUUUCUUUCAACUUGGCCGCCAUGGUGCCUCACAGAUCCACCAAAGGCGCAUCCAAAGCACGGCGGGACCACAUCAAUCAUGAGAUCAGGAAUAUGCGAGCUCUGCUUCCCAUUCCCCUGGCGGACCAGGAGCGCCUCUCCUACCUGCACUCGAUGGCUGCCGUGUGCACCUACAUCAGGAAGUCGGUACUCUUUCAGGGACUUCCCACUGGAGAUGCUCUCCCCUGCUCUUUUGCUUAUGGGGCCUUUCUCCAAGCUUUGCACGGUUUCAUCCUUGUCACUACUGUCCAAGGCAGGCUGGUCUACGUGUCUGAAAAUGUAUCCGAAUAUCUCGGCCUUUCCAUGUUAGACGUGCUUCAAGGAGACACCAUAUAUGACAUGGUGGAACGUGAGGACAUUGACAUUAUUGAGCCCAUCUUGAAGGGACACAAUGAAAAGACCCCAUCAUCAGAGAGGAGUUUUGUAUGCAGCAUGCAAACUUCCAAGACGUUCAAGCAGCAGCAUAGUGUCUGUUCAAUGCUGGUUCAAGGCAGCUUCCAGUCCUUUCCGGAGGCUUGGUUCUCCCCCAACGGUACUGUCGGCGAGACCCUCUUUGUGGCUCUGUGCACCCCCACAGUGGACCGCCUCCGGGGUGUGGAGUCACAUUUGUGCCCCAGUUUCAAAAGUGUACACACCCUUGACAUGAGCUUCACUCAGCUCUCAGACAGUGUUUUAUAUUUGAUGGGGUACUCGGCAGAAGAAAUGGUCGGGCGUUCGUGGUACAACCUAGUCCAUCCUGAAGAGCUAUCUUUAAGUGUGAAUCAUCACAGACGUUUACUGCAAGCAGAGGAGAGCCUGCAGGUCCAGAUGGUGAUGAGACUUCAGUGCAAAGAUCUGUCAUGGGCCUGGAGCUACAUUUGUGCUACCAAAGAGUCUCGCUGCCAGACUGCAUAUAUCUUCUGCACUAACUUCAUCAUCAGUGAAACAGAGGCCAAGUUUCUGCAGAAGAGAAUGAGCGAUGAUACUUUAAGGCCAUCAUCUCCCACAGAGAGUUGUCCCCCCAGAAACUGUAAGAGGCAGGGGACUCCCAACAGUCAGGAGGCCUGUUCUGAAGCCAGGUUGGAAUGGCAUGAAAACAUCCACCAUGAGGAUAGCUCCCCCUUUUCUUUAGGGGCCAGCCCUGCGUUCUUCACCCCUCCCUACAGCCCUGCGUCCUCCAGCUCUACUGUGCAGCAGGAGGACCUGAACCCCGUCCUCCACGUGCACACAUACGCCGAUCAGCUGCUGUCCUCCCCGGAGGCUUCUCCUUCCUACUACUCCUACCCGGAAGCUGCGCUCACCUGCCACCUUUCACCUCAGCGUCCCCUCCCCUCACAGAACACCUUUGAUCAGGGAGUCUUCAUCACUUUCAAUUCUCUCUCUCCGGCCUCCCCUUCAUCUUCAACCUAUGAUUUCCCAUCUUGCGCAUCCGGUGCUAGAUUAGUUCCAGACGGCUUGGCAACGUCUGAAAUGAGUGAGAGCUCUGGGGAUUGUGCCUUGCAUCAAGAUGACUUUGACCUCCUAUUGGAGCACCCACAAGAGGGCAGCGUCCACCAAGUGCACCGUGUUCCCCAGUAUAUAUUACCAUCCAGUCUUCCCAGCCCUGGCCAAUCCCCUCUAUCCAUGAUGUCUGAGGAGUACAGCCAGAUGGAGCAAGCGGAGAUCAGCAUUCUGGCUCAGCAGAUCUCCUCGUUGGCUUCUACUUUUGACAUGUUUGGUCCGCUCAAUCUGCUGCAAAGUGUGGGCACCUCUGACUGCCUGCCCUCUUCCUCUUCCUCUUCCUCCUCCUCUUCCUCCUCCUCCUCCUCCUCCUCCUCCUCCCCAUGUCAGUGGCUCAGCCAGGCUGCUGUUCCCUCUGCCCUACAUACUAAACUGAUGAAUGAUGGCGAGUUAGGGAGCCUCUUUGAUGAUCUGGAUGUAGUCACAAAAAGAGGUGCCCAUAUUCCCGAUUUCAGCUGCCACCAGGAAACGGUGCGCACCUCCCAACACUUUGAUCCCCUCGGUCUCAGCCCGAGCACCUCCGAGAACCUGCAGCCUCCAAACAGUGUCAUCUUGGAUCCCUUCACUUUGCAGUUGGGGUGUCAUGAACACAACCCUGAGUUGCAUCAACUCAACUACCAGUGUAACCUGCAGCAAGACGGACUUGCCGAGGAAAACCUGUACUGAAAUAAGUCUGUGACUUAUGACGCUGCCUUUUGUAUGACAUAUUGUCAGGAAAAUUGUCCUUUGGUGUAUUCAAAAAAUAGUACAACAAAGAUAUUUCAAGGACAUAAUUUUCCCUCAAUGUGUAUCUCUGAAUGUCAAGUAUCUCUAGAGUUGAGAUUUGUCUUAUUUUCUGCAAAGAUGCUGUCAUCUUUCUCUUUAGUUUCAACUGAAACCUUUUUUUUUUCUUAUGAAAAAGGGUACUUAAAAAGUCUAGCUACCAUUGAAAAAAAAAAACAUUAAAAUGGAAAUAUUCUCCUACUAAGUGGCCACACUUCACUGUUGAGCACUUUAUCAAUGUCCCUGCCACAAGAGUAUUAGAAAGGAAUCAAAGCAUUCAUUUCAAUGGAUUAUUUUUAUAUUGAACCUUUUAACAGAGGCCCUCUAUUUUCAUUAUGUUCGUGUGAAACUGGGAGAUAAUAAAUGUUUUGUUUUUUUCUCGCUGUGAUAAAAUAAUGAUCCCUUCCACAAGCUACCUCAGCGGUACAUUCCAAUUCUGAAUUUUAAAAAGUGCAUUGUAUUUAUUUUGUUGAAUUUACCAUUUCUUAACUGUGUAAAGGUAUUUUUCUAUUACAUUCCAAAGCAUGAUGUGGUUAACAUUUCUGAAAUGGUACUAUGAACGAAUGACCUCUAUCUUGUAAUUGCUUAAUUUUUUCAUACAUUUAAAAUGGAAAUAAAACCAAAAAACAUUUU